Molecule: messenger RNA, 1728 nt
Organism: Zeugodacus cucurbitae (melon fly)
Lineage: Eukaryota; Metazoa; Arthropoda; Insecta; Diptera; Tephritidae
Gene: xit
Product: probable dolichyl pyrophosphate Glc1Man9GlcNAc2 alpha-1,3-glucosyltransferase
Exons: 5
Coding region: 107-1708 (533 amino acids)
Biological process (GO): protein N-linked glycosylation
Cellular component (GO): endoplasmic reticulum membrane
Molecular function (GO): dolichyl pyrophosphate Glc1Man9GlcNAc2 alpha-1,3-glucosyltransferase activity
Source: RefSeq, a predicted model, not a curated record
UUGUUAUCAAUGGAAUAACAACUCUGUAACAACCGGCUUUAUUUUCUUAUUAGUUGGCAAAUUAGAAACAAAUCACCUAAUUAUCGUCUUAUCAGGUUCUCCUGCAAUGGCGGGACAUUUUUGGACGAUUUUUGCUAUAUCUAGCGCAAUUAAAGUAUUGUUAAUACCAUCACCUCACUCUACAGAUUUCGAAGUGCACCGAAAUUGGUUGGCUAUAACGCACUCACUACCCAUUAGUAAAUGGUACUAUGAAGCUACUAGCAAUUGGACGCUUGACUAUCCACCAUUCUUUGCGUAUUUUGAAUGGCUGCUAUCUUAUCCUGCGUCCAUUGUGGACCCACAAAUUGUUGGUUUAACAAAUCUCAACUAUGCUUCCACGGCCGCAAUUUACUUUCAACGUUGCUCGGUGAUAGCUAUGGAUCUAGUGUUUGCUGUUGGCGCACGACGUUGUCUGCGUGCCUUAAAAAUACCACAAAAAUCGCAGCAAUCCUUUGCAGUGGAAAUGCUGCUUUUGUUUAAUGUUGGAUUGCUUUUUUUGGAUCAUAUGCAUUUCCAGUAUAAUGGUUUCUUAUUUGGCAUACUACUGCUGAGUAUAAGCUAUUUGUUGGAGGAUCGUUUUCUGCUCUCAGCAUUCACAUUUGCCGCAUUGUUGAUGUUCAAGCAUAUAUUUCUUUAUAUGGCGCCUGCUUUUGGAUUCUAUCUACUCAAGUUUUAUUGCUUAGAUAAGAAGUGCGCUAAAAAUGCAAUAAUUUGUAUUGCCAAAUUAGCAAUUGUGGGGUUAACACCUUUCGUAGCUGCUUUCGGACCCUUCUACAAUCAAUUGGAUCAGGUUUUUAGUCGCCUAUUUCCAUUCAAGCGCGGCCUAACACACGCUUAUUGGGCGCCAAAUUUCUGGGCGCUAUAUAAUACUGCCGACAAAGUUGCUGCCAAAUUGUUACGCAUGCCAAAUGCGAUGGGGCCUUCAACCACUUCCGGUCUUGUACAAGAGUUUGUACCACAGGUUUUGCCUAACAUAACGCCGCGCAUCACAUUUGUGUUGACUUUGAUCUUUAUGUUGCCAAUCACGACAAAACUCUUCGCCAAUACGUCAAAACGCGCAUCGAAAGAUACUUUUCUGCGUGCCGUUGUUGUUUGCUCCUGCUCUGCUUUCAUGUUUGGUUGGCAUGUCCACGAGAAGGCUAUAUUAAUGUGCCUUUUACCAUUGUGCUUACUUUUCUUACUCGACUCGAGAGAUGCGAAAUACGCCUACUGGUUAAGCAUUUUUGGUUACUACUCGCUAUUUCCGUUACUCCAUCAACCAUGCGUGUUGCUGCUGCGUUAUGCGCUUUAUUUAGCCUAUAUAGCAUUCAUGUACGGACAAUUGGUUGCUCUCUACCCAAACGCGCGUAAUACAAAGAUGCAUCUGUUGGAACGAAUUUACGUAGCCGUUGGUGUCUUACUGCCCAUAUACGAACACAUCAUAAGUCCACUUUUACAUUUAGACAAAAAACUACCAUUUUUACCGCUACUCUUGACAUCACUUUAUUGUGCUUUAGCUGUUACAUACUUUUUCAUACGUUAUUACUUACAUGCAUUCACUUCAAAUACCAGUGAGCUUUCUAAAACUACAACUAAUUUUAAGUCCAAUACCAAAACUCCCGAAAUAGUUAAAGCUAAGGAUAAGUCGAAAUCAAAGUUGUUCAAGUCAAAGCUGAAGAAGGCGCAAUAAAAGUAACUGUUGUAUUGUAA